This is a messenger RNA of Limulus polyphemus (Atlantic horseshoe crab), 1133 nucleotides long. Its product is annotated as THO complex subunit 6 homolog. Gene Ontology annotation, molecular function: protein binding. The record is from RefSeq and is a predicted model, not a curated record. Bases 68 to 1075 code for a protein of 335 amino acids. Gene Ontology annotation, cellular component: THO complex; transcription export complex. Lineage: Eukaryota; Metazoa; Arthropoda; Merostomata; Xiphosura; Limulidae. Gene Ontology annotation, biological process: mRNA export from nucleus. The transcript has 13 exons.
GGCGGCUUACUUUGUAUGAUACUGAUAAUAAUUAACAGCACGUUUGUGAAUUUUGUCAUGCAACAUUAUGGAUGCUCUAAAACAACAUUAUACAAUUGUAUUCUCUCAAGCCUUUUCACCUUGUGGUAAAUAUUUAGCAGCUGGAAAUAAUUAUGGAAAAAUUGGAGUGUUUAGUUUAUCAGGAUUUUUGAAUGAAGAAGAAAAUAGCUAUCCAAAACAUGAAAGUAAAUUUCCUGUUUGUACUUUGCAAGCCCAUGAUGAUUCUGUUUAUGCAAUGACAUCAAAUGACAAAUUCCUAAUCAGUGGUGGUAAUGGAGUAAUUCAUGGUUGGAGAUGGGCAGAUGUGAAGUCGAAAGAAACAAAACCAGCAUGGUCACUCUCAAUUCCUCAGGGGGAAAAUCUUACAAUGCCAGAAGUAAAUUCACUCUGUCUUAGUACAAAGGGAGAGAGACCUGCUGUAUAUGCUGGUGGUGGUGACAAUAAAGUCUAUUGCUGGGACCUGGAAUCUGGAACAUUGCUGAUGACAUUGGAAGGACAUACAGAUUACAUUCAUUGUGUGACAGUUUCAAGCACAAGUGUGAAGUGUGCUUCUGCAAGUGAGGAUGGUUCUGUCAGAAUUUGGGAUACACGAAAGCCAGGUGAAGCAGUUCACAAACUGGAACCACAUAAGCAUGAGGAUCUUCAUAGACCAAGAUAUGGCAAGUGGGUGGGCUGCGUGGCUUUGGACAAUCAAGAUGACUGGAUGGUAUGUGGUGGUGGACCCCGAUGUUACUUGUGGCACAUGCGAUCACUGUCUCCUGUGACACCAUUGGUGGCAGGAGAGGAAACAGCUACUGUUGCUACAUUCUACGAUGACACAAUCAUUACAGCUGGUUCACGGCCUUUUGUUUACCACUGGAGCUUUGUUGGAGAAAUUAAGGCAGAAGUACCAACCUCAGCUUCAAGUAUUUACAGCAUUGCUAUAAGUGAGGAUAGCCCACAAAAGAUGCUGAGUGCAGGAGGAACAAGUUACAAGUUGGACAUUUGUACAAACUUCAUGUACAGGGAUUUUUCACUGUUUUUUCCUUCAUCAUAGUUAUGUCCUGUAUGUUCAUUGUUUUUUUAAAAUAUUAAAAUUUAUCUGUAUUAACUAU